Glossina fuscipes is the source of this 1836-nucleotide messenger RNA. RefSeq names its product sulfite oxidase, mitochondrial (gene shop). Bases 49 to 1836 code for a protein of 595 amino acids. Gene Ontology annotation, cellular component: mitochondrion. Gene Ontology annotation, molecular function: molybdenum ion binding; oxidoreductase activity. Lineage: Eukaryota; Metazoa; Arthropoda; Insecta; Diptera; Glossinidae. The record is from RefSeq and is a predicted model, not a curated record. The transcript is spliced from 3 exons.
UACAAUAAAAGUCGUCCUAAACAGUUUAUAUCAAACAAUGGGGAGGUGAUGGUGUCAUUAGUUCGAGCAGCUCUUAGGUUAAAUUGUGUCUCAUCGACUACUUUAAAAAAUGCUUUUAACUGUUCGACAAAAUUUAAUCAUUUGGAUGACGUGUACAGAUGGCGGCAAAAGUCAAACCAACAACACAGACUGGCAACGGGCAUUGCCUCAGCUCGAAAGUCUAGAUCUGAGAAAAAGUCAAAAACCUAUCUAUUAAUUACGAUCGCUGGCGUAACAAUCGGUUACAUGAUAUUUCUUAAUCCUAGCGGAGUUGAAGGCAAAGCAAAACAAGAAAUAACAACUGUACCUCAACCUGUAACGCUCAAUACGGCACAGGAUGAUGAAGAAACAUAUAGGAAAUGGCACGCAACAGAGCGUACAGAUUUGCCCACCUAUAAAAUAGACGAUGUGCAUGAGCACAACAGCUUAGAGAACAAAGUUUGGGUAACUUACGGUAUUGGAGUGUACGACAUAACCGAUUUCAUACCAAAACAUCCGGGCAGUGACAAGAUAAUGCUGGGAGCCGGGAAUGCUAUAGAUCCAUUUUGGGCAAUAUAUCAGCAACAUAAUACUAAAGAAAUUUUAACGUUGCUAGAACAAUUUCGUAUUGGUAAUAUUCGAUUAGAAGAUAAUGUGGGAACAAAUGACAUGGAUUCUACAUGGGCACACGAGCCAAAACGUCAUCCUAUACUUAAACCAACGUCAGAAAGACCUUUCAAUGCCGAACCACCAAUAACCUUAUUAGCUAACAGUUUUUAUACACCGAAUGAUUUUUUUUACGUAAGAAAUCAUUUGCCCGUCCCCGUUAUCGAAGCGGAAUCGUACGAGUUAGAGAUUGAAAUAGAAACUCCUAAAGCUCAAACUAGUGAAACCAGCAAAGUUUUGACCUUAGCUGACAUUAAGUCAUUGCCUAAGCAUUCGGUAACAGCAGCAAUUAUGUGCGGAGGAAAUCGCCGUUCCGAAAUGACUGAAGUGAAAGCUGUGAAAGGCCUUUCUUGGAAUGCUGGAGCAGUCGGCAAUGCUAGCUGGUCCGGAGCUCGUUUAAGGGAUCUCUUAAUCGCAAUGGGUGUUAAAUCAAAUGAAUCUUUACACGUUGUAUUUGAAGGGGCGGAUCUUGAUCCAACUGCAAGUCCUUAUGGAGCAUCUAUUCCCCUUUCGAAAGCUAUAGAUGAGAGAGGUGACGUCAUAUUAGCUUAUGAAAUGAAUGGUAAGCCUUUAAGUCGUGAUCACGGAUUUCCCAUACGAGUGAUAGUACCUGGAACUGUCGGCGCUCGAAAUGUUAAAUGGCUUACCCGAGUGACAGUAACAGAUGAGGAAUCGAGCUCACAUUGGCAGCAAAAUGACUAUAAGGGCUUUAGUCCUAGCACGGACUGGGACACUGUAGACUUUACAAAAUCGCCAGCCAUUCAAGCUAUGCCUGUUACAUCAGCCAUCUGUUCACCUAAUGUAGGUGAAAAAGUCAAAAUAUCACCAGAAGGCUUUAUAACUGCACGAGGUUAUGCGUGGUCUGGCGGUGGUCGUCGAAUCGUUCGCGUUGACAUAACUGCUAAUAAAGGUGAAACCUGGUAUGUAGCAGAUUUGGAACAAGAGGAUCUGCCUGAUGGCCGUCACUAUGGUUGGUCUCUAUGGACUGUGCAUAUUCCUGUAGAUAAAAGCCUUAGGGGUCAAGAAAUAGAAAUUUGGUCAAAAGCAGUAGACUCUGCUUAUAAUGUUCAACCGGAAUCAUUUCAUAAUAUUUGGAAUUUAAGAGGUGUUUUAUCGAACGCUUACCACCGCGUUAAAGUGACACUUUCUUAA